Dictyostelium purpureum is the source of this 3450-nucleotide messenger RNA. RefSeq lists its product as uncharacterized. Gene Ontology annotation, biological process: mitotic spindle organization. Lineage: Eukaryota; Evosea; Eumycetozoa; Dictyosteliales; Dictyosteliaceae. The transcript is spliced from 4 exons. The record is from RefSeq and is a predicted model, not a curated record. Bases 1 to 3450 code for a protein of 1149 amino acids.
AUGGAUCCAGAAAAAUUAAAAGAAUUUCAAGAUAGAUAUGAAUUAGAAUCAAUGGGUAUUAUUGGCGAUGACGAAGAUCAAGAGUAUAACAAUUAUAAACUAUCAAUAGAGAGUGGUGGUAAUGGCAUGAUGAUAGACGAUUCUAAAUCACAAUACACAGCAACUUCACAACCAGUUUUAGAUGACGAUGAAUAUGAAAGACAGGCCCAAAUAGCAUUAAAACAACAACAAGAAAAGCAAAGACAAAUGGAGUUGGAAAUGCAAAAAGAGUUUGAAAGAUUAGCAGCAGAAGGUCAAGGUGAGCCUGAAAUCGAUUUUGAAGAAGAAGAAAGAAAGCGACAAGAGGAAGCAAGAAAAAGAUUUUUAGAAAAACAGAAUAGAAUGAAAAAUUCACCAAAGAAAAAGACACCAGAGGAAGAGGAAAAAGAAAGACAACGUUUAGAAAAACAAAAAGAAAGGGAUGCACAAAGAGAAUUAAUGAAACAGGCUUUGGGUGGCAAACAAGUUAUUAAAAAAGAUGAUAAUGAUAGUGCAUCAAACGAAAAACCAGUUCAAAAUCAACCACCAGUAGAAGAGCAACAAGUAUCACAACCAACGCCAACUCAAUCAACUUCACAGCCAGUAUUAGACGACGAUGAAUAUGAAAGACAGGCCCAAAUAGCAUUAAAACAACAACAGGAAAAGCAAAGACAAAUGGAGUUGGAAAUGCAAAAAGAGUUUGAAAGAUUAGCAGCAGAGGGACAAGGUGGACUUGAAAUCGACUAUGAAGAAGAAGAAAGAAAAAGACAAGAGGAUGCAAAAAGAAGGGUACUUGAGAGACAAAAUAAAAUGAAACAACCAGCUCAAGCCAAAACACCAGAGGAUGAAGAAAAAGAAAGACAACGUUUAGAAAAGCAAAAAGAAAGAGAUGCACAAAGAGAAUUAAUGAAGCAGUCUAUAGGCAGUAAAUCAUCAUCCCAAAAAGAAAAACCACAAGAAGAUCUCUCAGAAAAAAUACCAGUACAAGAACCUACACCAGUAGAGCAACCAAUUGCAUCACAACCAGAACCACGCCUACGUUGCUCUCAGCCAGUUUUAGUGUUCGAUGAAUAUGAAAGACAAGCCCAAAUAGCAUUCAAGCACCAACAUGAAAAACAAAGACAAAUGGAAUUGGAAAUGCAAAAAGAGUUUGAAAGAUUAGCAGCAGAAGGUCAAGGUGAGCCUGAAAUCGAUUUUGAAGAAGAAGAGAGAAAGCGACAAGAAGAAACUAGAAGAAGGGUAUUAGAAAGACAAAAUAAAAUGAAGCAACCAGCAAAAGCCAAAACACCAGAGGAAGAGGAAAAAGAAAGACAACGUUUAGAAAAACAAAAAGAAAGAGAUACACAAAGGGAAUUAAUGAAACAAGCUAUGGGUGGUAAAUCAUCAACACCCAAAAAAGAAAUUCCUCAAGAACCAAAGGAAGAUCAAUUAAAAGCAACACCACAACCACCAUCACCAAAAGCACCAUCACCACAACCACCAAUAGAGCAACCACCAACAGAGCAACCACCAUCUCAGCCACAAGCAGCUUCACAAAUAGAUGACGAUGAAUACGAAAGACAGGCUCAAAUAGCAUUAAAACAACAACAGGAAAAGCAAAGACAAAUGGAGUUGGAAAUGCAAAAAGAGUUUGAAAGAUUAGCAGCAGAAGCAAAAGAAAGAGAUGCACAAAGGGAAUUAAUGAGACAAACAAUGAGUGGUAAAUCAUCAACACCUGAAAAGGAAAACUCACAACCAGCAGAAGAAACAAAAAUUGAAAAUAAACCAGCACCACAGCCAGUAGAGCAACCAAUUGCAUCAAAACCAGCACCAACUCAAUCCAGCUCACAACCAGUAACAGAUGAUGAUGAAUAUGAAAGACAAGCUCAAAUAGCAUUAAAGCAACAACAAGAAAAGCAAAGACAGAUGGAACUUGAAAUGCAAAAGGAACUUGAAAGAUUAGCAGCAGAAGGUCAAGGUGAACCUGAAAUCGAUUUUGAAGAGGAAGAAAGAAAGCGACAAGAAGAAACUAGAAGAAGGGUAUUAGAAAGACAAAAUAAAAUGAAACAACCAGCAAAAGCCAAAACACCAGAGGAAGAGGAAAAAGAAAGACAACGUUUAGAAAAACAAAAAGAAAGGGAUGCUCAAAGGGAGUUAAUGAAACAGGCUAUGAGUAAUAAACCAAAACCACCAAAACAAGAAGAACCACAACCAAUUCAAGAGCAAUCAAAUAAUGAUGAUGAAUAUGAAAAACAAGCACAAAUAGCAUUAAAACAACAACAAGAAAAACAAAGACAAAUGGAAUUAGAGAUUCAAAAAGAGUUUGAAAGAUUAUCAACUGAAGAAAAUCAAAAUGGGCCAUCAGAAGAAGAGCUUGAAGCAGAGGCAAAGAGAAAGGAAGAAGAGGUUAGAAAAAGAUUUUUAGAAAGACAAAAGCAACAGCUUCAAACUAAGAAACCAAUCGAUGAAGAAAAAGAAAAAGAGUUAAAAGAAAAACAAAGAGAAAAGGAUCAACAAAGAGAAUUAAUGAAGCAAGCUAUGAACAGUGCCAAAAGCCAAAAUCAAAAUCAUAAUCAAAACAUUAAUGCUGAACAUGAAGAAAUUAAAUCAGUGGAACCACACCAUCAACCAUCAUCGGUACAACAUUCACAACCACAACCAAUUUUACAACAGCAACAACAACAACAACAGCAACAACAGCAACAACAACAACAACAACAGCAAAACCAAUUUUAUCAACCACAGUAUGGUAGUCCAACUCAUCAUAAUCAAUAUCAAAAUAUGUAUCAACAUUCACCACACCAUAAUCCACAUCAAUUCAGUAAUAAUACACAAUCACCACCAGUCCACAUGUAUCCAUACCCACCCCAAGCUUACUUUUAUCCACAAAAUACAGCAAUGUUUACUCAAGAAGAUGUCGAUCGUCUUUUAGAAAAACAAAAGAAAGAGAUACUAAAGCAGUGUUCCGAUGAAAGUGCAAUUUUAACAUUCGAAUUUGAAGAUAUACAAUUAAAAUUGGAAAGAGAACAAAGAAGCUGUUUAACAUUAAAAGGUUUACUAUCACAAUAUGAAAACACAAUGAAACAGAUGAUUGAUCAACCUGCACCAGUACCACAAAAUUCCGCAAAAUUAAGUGAAGCUUUAAUUGAUAAUGAACAAUUAAGAAAGCAAAUUUUUGAAUUAAAAGAAACAAACUCGCAACUUAAUAAAGAGAUUCAAAUUCAAGUUUCUAAAUUUAAUGCCCUAAAAGCACAUGCAGAGGCAAAGUUAGAUAACGCAUCAGAACAAUUAAUCAAAAUAAAAGAAGUUGCUAAAAAAGAAAUUGAUGUAUUAAGUGUAAAAUUAAAUCGUUCAGAAUCUAAAUUGGUUCUUAAAGAAAAGCAGUGCGAAGAAUUAGAGAAACUAUGCGACGAAUUAAUUUCAAAAUUACAAAAUUCAGAAAAUAAUGUUUAA